This is a messenger RNA of Aspergillus pseudotamarii, 2546 nucleotides long. Its product is annotated as LipA and NB-ARC domain protein. Bases 214 to 2442 code for a protein of 742 amino acids. The record is from RefSeq and is a predicted model, not a curated record. NCBI's taxonomy places the organism in Eukaryota, Fungi, Ascomycota, Eurotiomycetes, Eurotiales, Aspergillaceae. The transcript has a single exon.
UGCAGUAGUGGUUGGCGAACCCUCACUUGUUCGGUUAUGGCCCGAUGUCCAUACUAUGGUCAGUCCCAGAGGGUUUGUGCACAUAGUUAUCAAGAUUGACUAGGGAAAUGGAACUAAAAAGAUAGAAUGUUACUUAUCCUCAACAUGGACAUUCGCUAAGAUUCCCACAAAAUCAUCACCCACCAAUCUCGUCUGGCACUGCCAUAGAAAUGCAUGCUUUAUGACUAUGCACAACUCCGUCUGACUCAGCAUGUGCAUUGGGGUUUCACCAAUGAGAAGCCACCAGGCUCCCCAGAUCGACAUCAUGAUGUUUCUUAUCUUAUCAACGCCAAUCACUUCCACUUGCACUCAACUUUUCCCCUUUUCAUCAUCCAUACAACCACCACUGACUAUAAAAAGAGGGUCAAUAACAACCAAAAUGCAACAAUGGCCACCCACCAACCCAUUAAACGGAAACCCGUCGCCCUACCUCCCCAAGAAACAGGAGUUAUCCUCACCACCACACCACGACCACGAACCUCCAACGGAAAGACAUCAAACACAACCACCACACUAACACUGAGACCAACAACUAGCAAUGGAAGACCACCGGAACUAUACGCACCACCACCACUACCACCACCACCUUACUCCCAAAGUCCCAAUGCAGCACCCCCAAUACCAAAAUCCCCAGUUCACUUCCGACCGUCGCCCCAAACCACCCUCUCAACCCCACCCCUGCGCAAUCACAAAAGCACCCCCAAUCUUCGCAAUCCGCCAUCCACCAUCCUCCGCUCCGCAACCGACCUCCCAACCCCGGGCCCAAACGCCAUCCAAAAAGCCUACGGUGAAGUCUCCCACUUCCUAGGAGGUCUAAUCGCCCACCCAACAGAAUCAACCCGCCACUACACAAUCCUCCGCCACUCCCACGGCAUAGUCUUCUACCGCGGCAGCACGACCUCAAUCGCCGUAUCCAUUUUCUCAGAUACACCCCUCCCACAGGACAGAACAUACUUCCUCCAAAGUCGCGGCUGGACCGGGAAAACCGGCAUGAAAGCCAAAGCCCUUUUCCGUCUAACAGACGACUGGCUAGACGUGACCCCCUCAUUCGCGCUGCGCGCAAACCAAGUUUCUUCGGGCGACGAACGCGCCUGGCAAAGAGACAUUAACAAAUUCCGGAAAAAGGCACCCUCGAAACUACUAAGCCACAAACUCCGCGAGACCAUUGUUGCAAGAAUCCCCGCCGAAGCAGGCGACGGCUACUUCCAAUUGAACCUCUGCCAGUCCGCGAAGAAAAAGGUCCUCUGUUCGAGUCCCGUCUUCAGGGUGUUAAGUACUUCGCUAGACCCCAGUUCAUUACGCGGCGCAAGCCUAUCAACCAUGCCGCUCGAAGUCGGCGCAAUGGUCCUAAGUACAUACGCACAAACAGCAGCACAAGCGAUCCUUAACCCUGUCACGUCAGCAGUCUCAAAUAGAUUAUCACCCUACAAACCAGGCACAGUCACGCAAACAGCAGCAGAAACAGCAUUCUCCCUAAGCGGAGUGGAAGAUCGCGUGGCGCGCAUAAGGAAUCCCAGAGACAACGAUGAUUCAACCCCUACCGACGAGACGCAAGGUCGAGCGAGACAGAUCCAAGAAUACCAAAAGGCCGCCGCGCUAGAAAACGGCCCGCAAUCCCCCUUCCCAAUGGACUUCAAAGCGCGCAUCCAGCCCCAAACUCACGGACAAUUCGGCGACACAUCGCGGUACACACUUACCAAAGUUGCAGAUGCAGUGUUGGACAAGUUACGCGGAUACUUCCUCGCCUGGGUGCGCUAUGACCUCGAUAGGAGACCGUCAAAUUCACCUCCUAAAUCACCUGCUCAGUUCCCAAGUUCACCAUACACUCCUUACAAUCCCCAGGACACGGCAUAUCUAACCCCAUCCAAUUCCCAAGACCCCCAAUCCCAAAGCCAGAAAAGCCCCUGGUACCCAACAGUCCUAUCCAUCAACCCCCUAAACCCAUCAUACCAGGGCCGAGUAAACCUGGCGACAGCGAUGCAAAAAACAACCCUCCUCCGAUUCAUUGAUGAAAUCCACAUCCCAGCUACGGCCAGGGUGCAAGUCCGCGUGAUGUGUUUUCUGCGACCGGAUAUCCCUCCUCCGUCUCCGUCUGGUAUGACGGAGCAAGAUCUUCUGAUCGCGCGAGAAAGGGCAGCUGAGGCGGAAGUUCUGGCUGAUGCGUGUGAUAUUGAUUGUGCGCAGGGGAUUCUAGAGCAUCCGGCGUGGGGGCCGGAGGUGUUUGGUGGUCCUGAGCGGCAGGGAAGCUGGAUGGAUCGGACGAGAGAGGGGAUGGAGAAUGCAAGGACGCGAGCAGAGAAGAUGGUUGACAAAGUGCCGCUCCAUUGGAUCGGCGUCCGGUCGGCAACGGCGGAGAUGCGGGAUCGACAGCUGGAGGUUAAUGGGUUUUAUAUUGUCCGGUAGUCGAUCUGGUUCGAUGUUUGUUUGUGUAUAUUGCUUUGUAUUAUAUGUGAAUAAUUGUAUAAUAGCCAUCUAUCUUUCUAGGCAGUAAUAUGCGCACAUAGGAG